ACUUAACACUAUUAUUUAAAUUAUUUAAAUAUAAAAAAGACAAACUCUAAAUCUCUAUAUCAUAUACUUCAAACCCAUUUCACAUUAUUAUUCAUUGAAACACAAAGUUACCAAAAUUCUUAUUCAAAGAUGUUUAGUUCCAAAUCUGAGCAACAACAAAAAACUAUCCUCCAAAUCAAGCAAGAUGACAAGUUCUUUUGCAGACUUCUAACAAAAGAAAGUUCCAUUUCCAAUCCAUCUUUUAGAGUAGCUAUUACUGUCCCUUUUGUUUGGGAAUCUCAACCUGGCACACCAAAAUACACAUUCUCUGAAAAAAUUCUACCUCCUCUUACUCCUCCACCAUCUUAUUUUUCAUGCAAAAAAAUACCAAGUAAGAAAAAUUCAAGAUCCAAUCUUUUUCUUGCACUUUUUCCAAAACUAAAUCUUAAAAAAAAUAUUAAGUCUUCUUCGUCGUCAUCUUCAUCUUCAUCACCUUCGAAUUCGCCUUAUUAUUCUUCUGCUUCAUAUUCUUCUUCCUCUGAGUCUUCAUCAUCAACAUCAUCGUCAACCAAAAUUGUCCCGAGAAGACGACGUUUCUUAAGCUAUGGUUCAUCUUUCGAGUUAAGAGGAGAAGAUGAAGAUGCUACUUCACCUACUUCAACACUAUGUUUUGGUCUUACUCGUUCAACUAGCACUAUGGCUAAUAGUGGAUUCCUAGGAUUCUCCAAAAGGUAAUCUUAAUGGUGGAUUAUACCAUCGACAAAGGUGGUUAUACUAAAUUUGUACGUGCGUGUUUAAAAUCACAGUGAGUUUGACAAAGUCACAGUGUGAUUUUCUUGAAGCGUUGAAAAAUAGUUUUUGCUAGCACACUGUGAUUCUGUAAAAUUGUUGUCAAUUCAAACAUUUGCUUAGUUAGAGUUUAUGUGUAAUUAAUCUUUGAUUUGCUUUUCAUGUUUAAAGAGCAACCAAAUUUUCUAGGAUAGUGAGUUUGUUUCUUGUCAAAUAAUGGGUAUGCUUAAUUCUAAAGUGUACUUUGAUGUCUUAAACAUACUAUAUUAUGUUUAAACUAUCAUAUAUAGUUUAUGGAUCUUUGAAGGUCUAUUGAAUCCAUGGACCUUAAUUUCAA
Messenger RNA from Trifolium pratense (red clover), 1105 nucleotides. RefSeq lists its product as uncharacterized. The transcript has a single exon. The coding region runs from base 130 to 714 and encodes 194 amino acids. The record is from RefSeq and is a predicted model, not a curated record. NCBI's taxonomy places the organism in Eukaryota, Viridiplantae, Streptophyta, Magnoliopsida, Fabales, Fabaceae.